Jaminaea rosea is the source of this 3098-nucleotide messenger RNA. RefSeq lists its product as hypothetical. Lineage: Eukaryota; Fungi; Basidiomycota; Exobasidiomycetes; Microstromatales. Bases 199 to 3000 code for a protein of 933 amino acids. Gene Ontology annotation, molecular function: Arp2/3 complex binding. The transcript is spliced from 3 exons. Gene Ontology annotation, biological process: actin cortical patch assembly; actin cortical patch localization; endocytosis. The record is from RefSeq and is a predicted model, not a curated record. Gene Ontology annotation, cellular component: actin cortical patch.
CGCUCGCAACGGCUUCAACGAGACGCCGCAUCAUCAUCACAUCGCGCAAUCGCAGCAUCCCAGCAUCCUAGCAUACCAUCCCAGCCUAAGCCGACCUUCAAGGCGGAAUCAUCGUCAUUCCAUCUCUCACUCCAAUGACGUCAAGAACGAGAGGGGUCUGAGCGAGCGAAUGCUACUACUACGACAUUGCCCUCCACCAUGAUCCUACCCGCCCCUCCGAUCCCGCCCUCGACAACAACGACGUCACUCCCGCCCUCAUCCUCAGCCGCAUCGACCUUCUACGCCUCCCUCGACAGCAUCCUCGAUUCUCCCCUCGCCGUCCCUUUAGUAUGCAGCCAAGACGACGAAGAGACACAACAGCAUGCGGCCCUUUUUGACAAGCUGCAGAGCUACUAUGCCCUCCUCGAGUCGCACUACGACCAGUACCUGGACCAAGAGACCAAUGUGGAGUAUUGCGUUUCGAGACUGCUCAGCUGUGGCUGGUUCAAGGAACAUCGAACAGGGGUGGAGACGUGCAUGCUCGAUCUAAGUAGCAGGGCACGAUCCCUCCCCGCUCUAUUAAUCGCGUACGACGUCAUCCUGGCAUAUGGGGAUGAGCAUCCAGAGAUCUACCUCUCACUGCACAAUGGCGUCGAUGGGUCAGCAAAAGACAAGAUUGCCAGGCUGGUGCAUCAGAUCUGGGCAGGGCACUACGCUGCUGUGGCAGAGGCUACACUGGGUGGACUGGGACGAAAGGAGAUGAAUGACGACGUUGCAACUGCGCCAGGGUGGGGGGGAGCAUCCUUUGCCUCCGACGAGGGCGAGACAACGCACGGUAACCCGAUUGCCGCUCGCCUCGCGCCGAGACAAGCAUUGCCAGAGACAUCGAAUGCGGCGCGUUUGAGGAUACACCAGAUCAGGCUGAGGGAGCGGGCCAUCCAGCUCUUGUACGAAGUGUGUAGGAUGCAGCGCCUCGAGCCUGUGGAUAUGCGGGCCGUGGAUGAGCAUUUCGUUAGUCAUCUCUUUGACCUCGUUGAGGAGACGAGGCAUCAUGAGGAUGAAGCAUUCAACUAUCAGCUCAUCAAGGUAAUCGCAGCACUCAAUGAACAAUUCAUGGUCUCCUCCCUCUCCUCGCAGAUAUCCGCAAAGAAUGUCGUAAUGGGCAUCCUACGCUCCCGCCUCCACGUCACCAAAACAUUCGGAGAAAAUCUCAUCUUCAUGCUCAAUCGCGCCAGCAGCCACAGCGCCGAAGAUGCCUGUAUGCAGCUGCUGGUCCUCAAAUUGCUCUACCUCCUCUUCACAACGACAGAAACGGCCCAUUACUUCUACACCAACGACCUGAAAGUCCUAGUGGACGUCUUCAUCCGCGAGCUGACUGACCUGCCAGAAGAGAGCGAGUCGCUCCGCCACACCUACCUGCGGGUGUUGCACCCCCUCCUCACGAGCACGCAGUUGAGCGCGCAUCCCUACAAGCGUCCGCAGAUUAGGCGGCUGUUGAGGACACUGGUCAAGGACUCUCUGUAUAGAGGGGACGUCUCUGCGACUACAAGACGGUUGGUGCAGAGAUGUCUGGAGGCAGAGUGGUGCGUGGAGCUGGAUAGGCUAGACCCAGACUAUGUGGCGCCGACGCCAGCGCCUAAUGGGAAUGGCGGGGCGACAAAAGGGGCUCGCCCAUCUACCGGUGGAGAGUCGACAACACAGUCUUCUCUCCUCCCAACGGCAGCAUCCACCCUCCCACCGCCCUCGGCCGCCCGCAUGCGAGGCGUCUCCGUUUCCUCCCCCACUAGCUCCUCCUCACCGAUAGCACCACCUCCAACCGCACCCGCGCAUGUCCCCUCCUUCCUGGAGGCCCCACGCUUUCGAUCCGUCUCCGCCGCCCUCCAUUCGGCCCCUACCACUCCUCCACCCUCAGAGCCCUAUUUGGACGCGGAGGGGAUGGCCCCUCCCGCUCCUGCGAUCGAGGUGGAAGACGAGACGGCCAUGGCUCUCGCGGAUGGACGGACGACGCGAGAUACCGAAGGGGAGGGGGAGCGUUCCUGGCAGUGGGACUUUGCAAAUGCGCAUCGCGACGGCGAGGCGACGACGAGGACGACGACCAUCACGGUGGGGGAGGAUGACGCGAGAGCCUCGAACCAACAGGAGGAGGGCACGGGGCAAGCGCAAGCACAAGCACAAGCACAGAGCGCAUUUCUGCAACCCGUAUCCCCGCAGCACCAACAUCGUCCUGUAGCGCGUCGUGCCUCGCACAACGAGUUCAAGCGCCCCAUCGUCAAGCCGGCAGUGCGACGUCCCCCACCCCCAACUCCCACGCUUUCCAGCUCUUCUGGUAGUGCAAGAGGAGAAGGGCUACCUCGUACGGCUUCGACGGACGCCGGGGAUACGUUCGCCUUCCUCCAGAACGGGGACGUCCCCACUUCCCCGCCACGGGCAGCCACGCUGCCUGCGUUGCAUGUGCAGGGUCCGUCGAGUGGUGACAUGGGGUCGGAAGGGCAAGAGGGUCAGGAGAGGGAGAUGGAGAUGGAGAUGGACAUGAUGGAGGACGAGGCCCUCUCGCGCAGUGUGGGGAGUUUAGGGCUCAGCGCCAGCGGAAACGGGAAUGGCAGUAACGAUGAGGUCACCUCAAGAUCCUCCUCCCCCUUGCGACCCUCUUCUGCUACCUCCUCUUCCGGCAGCAAACAGCGACGUCGCCCCCCCGCUCCGCCGAGUCUCGUCGCGACCGCUCUAGCCAACUCCUCUGCAAGUCUCGACGAGCCGCUCCGAACGGGUAGCUCGCCCGCUCCCACAGAUGGAGGAGGGGCCCGGCCUCGGAACGGCCGAAGAGAGAUGCUGGGGAGUGCUUCGCAUCCGGGCUGGGCUGGGGCUUAUUACGAUGAGGGCGGAGGAGGUGGCGGUGGUAACGGGGAAGAAGCGCCUAGUCGGACGACCACGCCGCCUUCUUCUGCAGCGACGCCCACGAGUAGUGGUGGGAGGAGAAGACCUCCACCUCCUCCUGUGGAUCGGAGUACCAAGGUCGGGAGGUAGACGAAGGCGGCGGUGAUAUUGUGGAAACUGGACUGUAGAUAAUUUGAUUGAUGCCGGCGGUAGCGAAAAAUGGGAUUUUGCUUCCUGCUUGCUGCACG